Molecule: messenger RNA, 333 nt
Organism: Gongylonema pulchrum
Lineage: Eukaryota; Metazoa; Nematoda; Chromadorea; Rhabditida; Gongylonematidae
Source: the annotation of a GenBank genome assembly
AUGCAGUAUUGUGACGCUGCACGAUAUCGUGCACGAACAAAACUCACUGAUUUUCGUUUUCGAAUAGAUGGCGCGUAUCGACCACCGGACGUGCUACUCGGCUCCAGAGAUUAUUCGACAUCACUUGGUCUCUGGUUCGUUUUGCUAUCGUCUAUUUUUCCAACACUUCCUGAAAGGUUUGGCAGUCAAAAAUCCAAUGACAGUCUUGAAAAAUAUAGGUUUUCUCAGAGGUGCUGGUUACAUAUUUACCGAAACAUCUAUGAGCACUGCGCUCUUUCCGGCGACGGAAGAUGUAACAGACCAACUGGAUCGAGUAUUCAUUAUCAAAGGUAA